AUUAAUUAUAAUUGUAAAAUUAUUUAGUUUGACCAUCUUCAUCAAUCGCGUGUGAAUAUUUUCCUAGAGAAACCGCUUUGAGUUUAAUUGUAAUACUGAUAAUAGGUUAAAUAAAGCUGAGAACAAUGGCUGCACAAUUUUUCAAUCGUAUUGGUCAAUUAGGCCUUGGCGUUGCUGUCUUAGGUGGAGUUGUAAAUUCGGCGUUAUAUAAUGUUGAUGGUGGACACCGUGCUGUCAUAUUCGAUCGUUUUACCGGCGUGCAACAAGAAGUCGUAGGUGAAGGCACACAUUUCUUCAUUCCAUGGGUGCAGAGGCCCAUCAUUUAUGACAUUCGCUCACAGCCAAGAAACGUACCCGUCAUCACUGGCAGUAAGGAUUUGCAAAAUGUAAACAUCACAUUGCGUAUUCUUUAUCGUCCAAUUCCGGACCAAUUGCCCAAAAUUUACACGAUUCUCGGUCAAGAUUACGACGAAAGGGUGCUUCCAUCAAUUGCUCCUGAAGUACUCAAAGCGGUUGUAGCUCAAUUCGAUGCUGGUGAAUUGAUUACCCAACGUGAGAUGGUAUCUCAACGUGUAUCAGAAGAACUUACUGAACGUGCCAAGCAGUUCGGUUUCAUUCUUGAUGAUAUUUCGCUCACACAUUUGACCUUUGGUCGUGAAUUCACUCAGGCUGUAGAAAUGAAACAGGUUGCACAGCAAGAGGCCGAAAAGGCACGUUUCGUUGUAGAAAAGGCUGAACAACAAAAAUUGGCUUCCAUUAUUUCUGCAGAGGGUGACGCCUCGGCUGCAGAUCUUUUGGCAAAGGCCUUUGGUGAAGCUGGUGAUGGUUUAGUUGAAUUGCGUCGUAUCGAAGCAGCUGAAGAUAUUGCAUACCAACUAUCGAGAUCGCGUGGUGUUGCAUACCUACCAGGUGGACAGAAUACACUUCUCAAUUUGCCGGCAUCUUUGGCGCAGUAAACGAAAUUUUUUGUUUUUGAAAAUAAUUAGCAUUUAAUUAAUAUGGUUACUUGUUUCUUUUUACAUUGUCUAAAAUAAGAUCGGGGUAACUCCGCUCUUGACAAAUAAUAAUAAGCUAAAGUGAUUUCCAAGUUUUGUUAUAUGGAAAUUCAACUAAUAA
Molecule: messenger RNA, 1116 nt
Organism: Zeugodacus cucurbitae (melon fly)
Lineage: Eukaryota; Metazoa; Arthropoda; Insecta; Diptera; Tephritidae
Gene: Phb1
Product: protein l(2)37Cc
Exons: 3
Coding region: 126-956 (276 amino acids)
Biological process (GO): mitochondrion organization
Cellular component (GO): membrane; mitochondrion
Source: RefSeq, a predicted model, not a curated record